Blastomyces gilchristii SLH14081 is the source of this 2461-nucleotide messenger RNA. RefSeq names its product translocon-associated protein. NCBI's taxonomy places the organism in Eukaryota, Fungi, Ascomycota, Eurotiomycetes, Onygenales, Ajellomycetaceae. Gene Ontology annotation, cellular component: endoplasmic reticulum; endoplasmic reticulum membrane. Bases 196 to 993 code for a protein of 265 amino acids. The record is from RefSeq and is a predicted model, not a curated record. The transcript is spliced from 3 exons.
CUGCUGACUCAUCACGCUUACAAGGUUCCACCGUUCUGAUGUGACAUACGUGGAAAUUAAGCUCAGCGUUCCCAUACAUUAGGGGACUGGCAUUUCUAACUUCCUUCUUCAAUUCCCACUCUAUCGCUCUUUUCCCCUCUUCCCCCCCCCUCCUAAUCUCCUCCCUAUACAUUUAAUAAAACUAUCAUCGCCAAAAUGGGGAAACUUGGGCUGCUGUCAGCUGUGCUGCUCUCGUUGCAAGCCGUCCUGGUUCGCGGGGAUUCUCCCGCUCAGCCUGCUGCUGAGGAAGUCAUAGCCCCAACAUUGAAUGUUAGCGUUUCGGCUUCUUUUCCCAACUCCGAGAUCUUCGGAGUGACGCUCGUAAACGGCAACCCGACUCAAGCUCUUCUCACCAUCUCCAACAAUGAACCUGAUCCAGUGACGUUGAACUUGAUCGCAGGAAGUCUAUGGACAGUUGAUCCUGCGGGAGAGCCUGUUCAGAAUGUCCGCAACCUCACUUCUUCCCGCUACGAUGUUGCGAUCCCCGCUGGGGGCCAGCACUCGACGGGAUAUGCCUUUGUCACUGAAAUGCAUCCCCAGGACUUGAGAUUGCAUCUGGCCGCCGUUAUCUCCAAUUCAAAUAGCAUGGCAUUUACCGUCCAGGCCUAUAGCGGCACCGUUAGUAUCGUCGAGCCGGAAACGAGCAUCUUUGACCCUAAAGUCCUCUUCCUCUGGUUCUUCCUCCUAUCCGCCUUCGUUGGCACCGUCUACUUCGCCUAUACCAUCUGGAUCGCUCCAUACUUCCCCCAGAAACGCAAGGGUGGCGACAGACCGAAGAAAUCUUUCGGACAGACCAAGAGCGAGACAUCUGAGCAUGCCUCCGUUUCUGGAACCGAAUCAACAGGUGUCGCGUCUGGAAAAACCUAUGACACUGAGUGGAUCCCUGCCCACCACAUUCACCGACCCGAGCCUCGAAAAGUGAAGAGCGGAGGCCGGGCGAAGCCCAAAGCUUAGUGCGAUCCUUUUGACCAGACAAUUACCUAUUUGGAUGAUAUAAUAUGCCUUCAAACGAUCUAUAUGGCGAUUGUCAUUUCUUUCCGGAGUCCGGUUAAAAAAGAAGAACAAUAGUUGAUAUAGUUUGGAACGGAUCCUCCAAAACCAGCGAUAACAAUAUGCGUCUUGUGGAGAGCUCCCUUGACCCAAACGGGAUUGGUAGCUUUCCGCGAUGCGACUUUGUAUUAGUACAUUUGGGUUCGGUAUCUUGUUCCUUUCUUUCCAUUUUAAAUUUGUAUUACUUAUCAAAUAAUAUAUAUUCGAUCUGGGUUCAUACGAAAGAGGAAGAAUAUUUCGUGGUGUUUGUUCGAUAUUCCCAUGGCAUCUUGAAAAUACAAUUUUUAUUAUUUACCCUAAGGUCCGCAAUUCUAUAGCAUCAAGCUAUGAUGAGAUGUUGAGCCAAUGUAUAUAAUUUACCUCCAGCAUACACGACGGAACCCUGAGUGAGGGAUUGGGAACAAUAAACAUUAAAAUAAAAAAAUUAUUAUUCGUCAGGCAAGCAUUGGUCAAAGUGCCCUCCAAGCUUGAAACUCCUCUUCCAGAUGGGCCUUCAGCUGCUGAAAUUUAUUGCCAAACAUUUUUCCGCACCUCCAGCACUUAAAAUCGAGCCUCAAAUACCCUUCCCUCCCCGGAUGCCUCCGCACAUCAUCCUCCGCCAACGGAAAAUCCUCAACAUCGACGAAAAAAGGGGUUGAAAAGCUAUUAUAAUGUCUCCGAUGUCUGAGGCAUGGGCUAAACCUAUCUACGGCAAGAACAUGUAUAUGCAAGUGGUUCAUAGAAGGGUGCGCAUGGAUGCCGCACAUAAUCUCCUUCUCCCAGUCGCGACCGGCUGGCAGUUCGUCGGGCGGUGGAUCCGCAUCCAUAGCUUGCUGGCGCGCGAUUUCUUGUGCGGAAGUUGUGCUGUACAUCCUCCGUAAUUCCGCAGCUGCUAGACGUUUUAAUUUCUUCGUCUCUUUUUGGACCUUCUGAAGGAAUUCUGGGUCUUCCAAAGCUUCGAAGGGGUGUAGGCGUGUUUUUGCUGGAUUGCGUGGUAGGAGGAGGAGGUGGAGCGAGGACUUGGGGUAGCGGUCAUGGACGGCAACGAAGUCAUCGUUAUAGUAGAGGACGACGGAAGGGGGAAACGCUGAAGGAUUUUCGAUAUAGGGGCCUAGGUUAUCACGGGAGUUGAAUACGUUUGAGAGCUUGUGAGAGGCGGAUAUUGGUUGUAGCGGCGGUUUGGUUUUGGGGGCCAUAAGUUCGGUAACUGCAAAACAGGGGUGAGAUAUCAGUUAUAAAUGGAUGGGAUGCUCAAAAUAAAUAUGGGAUAAUACAAGCAUUCCGGCUCUGCUCUGUUUGAUUUGAGGGCGCUUCUGUUUUAUGCUCCACUGGAACAUUUCCGGCGCUGGAGCUAUGCGAAGAGCUCUUGCUCAUCGGUUAAGGGGUCGGUUAA